Messenger RNA from Galendromus occidentalis (western predatory mite), 897 nucleotides. Its product is annotated as retinol dehydrogenase 12-like. Bases 1 to 897 code for a protein of 298 amino acids. The transcript is spliced from 7 exons. The record is from RefSeq and is a predicted model, not a curated record. Lineage: Eukaryota; Metazoa; Arthropoda; Arachnida; Mesostigmata; Phytoseiidae.
AUGGCUCUCAGGGGUCCUGCGCUUGCUGGUAUCGCACGUCGGCAGGACAGUCCCGAAAAAUUCGAUAAGAACGAUCCAACUGCCACGGUCGCGCAGAAGACGAUGGCAAACACGACCGUCUUGAUAACGGGUGCCAACACCGGGUUGGGGUUCGAGACUGCUCGUGAUCUCGCCCGAUCGGGAGCGCGGAUCAUCCUGGUCUGCCGUUGUCAGCAGAAAGCUCGCCAUGCUAUCAAGACGAUCGCAGAGAGCGUUCCUGGAUCGGAGGGAAUGCUCCAAUUCGAGACUGCCGACUUGAGUCUUCUGUCGUCGAUAAAAGCGUUGGUUGAGCGUCUCAAGUCCGCGGAGAUGAAAAUAAAUGUACUGAUAAACAAUGCAGCCAUACUACCACCUCCGCAAAGAAGUCUCACCUCGGAGGGUCUCGAAGUGACUUUUGCCACAAACUACCUUGGGCCCUUCUACCUCACGGGUCUUCUCAUGGAGUCGGACUUACCCUUGAACCGGAGUCGUUACCCGUCGGUCGACCAAUUAUACGCCAACACUAAGCUCAUGCUGAACAUGUGGACUUGUUGGCUAGCUCGCAACGUAGACGAGUUCGAGGUGAAGAUUUACGGUGUCGAACCAGGAUUCGUCGAUUCGAAGUUCACUCGCUCGCACAGUUGGCUCUCGUUCCUGUGGAACUUCCAUGUGUCUCUCAACAGUUUAGAGGCCUCGUUCGGCCAUUCCAGGAUCGUCAAUCUGGCGACUGAGCGAGUCAACCACGCAACAGGCAUAUACCAUCGACAUGUCGGUGUUCCGCAUCAUAUGGCUGAGCAGGUUUGGGACUACGGGAGUCAACAAAGGAUGAUAGACGCCUCCUGGAAAAUAAUCGAACAAAUCACAUCCACAUGGAGAUAG